Linum trigynum is the source of this 1257-nucleotide messenger RNA. NCBI's taxonomy places the organism in Eukaryota, Viridiplantae, Streptophyta, Magnoliopsida, Malpighiales, Linaceae. The record is from the annotation of a GenBank genome assembly.
GCUUCUACUCUUCACAUACACAGUAAAAUAUAUCUUUAGUGACAGACAAUUAUAUUAUAUACUUGUCAUGGGGAGGGGAAGCAGCAGCGGAGUUAUCUCAACGGUAACAAUUCUGAGCACCAUCCUCGCGAAUCUAGUGCUCUCUGCUACCACCGUAACGGCGUUCUCCUUCUGGCCGCACCACUAUGUACACGUCACCAACCAGCUCACCGGCGGGAAGGUGUUGCUUGUCCACUGCAAGUCCGGCAGCGGCGAUCUCGGGGUCCAGGCCAUCAACCCUGCCAACGAGUUCAACUGGCGGUUCAGGCCGUGGAAUCUCUACGUGUCGACUUUGUAUUGGUGCUACAUAGCCCCCGACGACAACCACCACAUCUAUUUCGAUGCAUGGACGGAAGAUGUCGCCGGAAAGUACGAGUUCGAUUACAACAUGUACUGGGUCGUUAAAGACGACGGACUCUAUGUGAGAGUUCCAACCCGCGGCGAUCUGUCUGUGAAAAAAUGGGAUCAGGGGAGGAUGGAAGAACAAGAGAAACCUAAUUCUUGACUCUUUUUUAUUUAAUCAUUAAUCAAAGGGAAAUGAUAAAUCCCAUGUUGAUUUCUCAAAUAAUUGUUUCUGAACUGUCGAGAUCCAAAUUGUAACAGUUUGUGAAUCAUAAGCAAUUGGCUAGUUUAUUCUUAUUUGUUUUCUGGCGAGAAGACUUAGUGUGAGCAUAAUUGAAUUUACAUCUUGACUUUUAAAUUUAGAUGAGUUGACCUAAUAAGGGAAAAGGAUGGAGGGACAUGCUUGAUAUUGUGAAAAAUUGGGAGAGUGGGAAGGAACCAACGUACUAAGGUUGUCGCAACCGUCCCUCGAAUUGGGGGUAACGUGUAGUGUUCACUACGGAGUCUCCUUCGAUCUUACUUGGAGUAGAUAGAACACUCUUCGCUUUGCUUUAACUUUCGGAGUUCAAGUCAUGUCAUGGUCUGCGGAUUAGAAAUCUAAGUUCGGGAAUCCGAUUACGUGUGGGAAAUUUUAGCACACCCUACGACGCUCUGAUUCGGUACUACUUAAAUUGAUAAGUUUAUAUGAGUAGGUGUAUUUUUAAGGAUAAAUACAAUAUAUUAGCCACAACUUUUAAGCAUCGGGAAAUUAUAGCCGCAACUAUCGAAAUAUAAAUUAUUAGUCAAACAUGGACUCUCUGUUAGCAAUUCCGUUAGUAAUGCUGAGCUCGCUCCCACAUGGCAGCCACCAUAUCAUAUUAAAAUUUUAAUUUUAAA